Molecule: messenger RNA, 1588 nt
Organism: Zingiber officinale
Lineage: Eukaryota; Viridiplantae; Streptophyta; Magnoliopsida; Zingiberales; Zingiberaceae
Product: trihelix transcription factor ASR3-like
Exons: 2
Coding region: 324-1370 (348 amino acids)
Source: RefSeq, a predicted model, not a curated record
UUUAGAGAUUUUGGAGCAAAUAUUGGUUCUACGUGGGAGUAAAUAAGGGACUAAGGGAGAGUUUCCCUCCCCCAUGAAUUCCACUGAAGUAAACAGGGGGGAGAGAAAGAAGAUUUUGAAAGGAGGGGGUUAUAAGUGAAAAAAGGGUAAAACUUUAACUCUGUAAGCUUUUUGCCUCAAGUCUCCUCCUCUCCUCGUUAUCCGUUUCGCUUCUUUCUCUGUAACCGAAAAGGAGGGAAGAGGGAAGAGGGAAGAGGGAAGAGGGAAGAGACUGCACGGCGGGGAGAGAGACGCCACCGGGACAAGCAAAUGCACGAGAAGCCAUGUCCGAAGGCACCGAACCCUCCUCCUCUUCCCUAGCCCUCCUCCAUCACCACCAUCACCACCCACAGCAGCAACAGACGCCGCCGCCGCCGCCGCCUUCGACGGCUUCCCCCUCCGUCGCAGGUGCCAUCGUCCGUGGCUAUCGAAAGGGCAACUGGACCCUCCACGAGACUCUCAUCCUCAUCACCGCCAAGCGCCUCGACGACGAGCGCCGCGCUGGCGGGUCAUCCUCCUCCGCCCAUUGCUCCCCCUCCGCCUCCACCCCUGCCGCUGCCGUGCCCAGGUCGGCGGAGCAGCGGUGGAAGUGGGUGGAGAACUACUGCUGGCGCAACGGGUGCCUGCGGAGCCAGAACCAGUGCAAUGACAAAUGGGACAACCUCCUUCGCGACUACAAAAAGGUGCGCGGCUACGAGGCCCGUGUCGCGGCCGCCCACGCGGGGGAGUUGCCCUCCUACUGGGCCAUGGAGCGGCACGAGCGCAAGGAGCGCAACCUCCCCACCAACCUCGCAGCUGAGGUCUUCGAGGCUUUGACCGACGUCCUAGGUCGCCGCGCUGCACGCCGGGCGAACGCCGCCGCCACUCCCGUCUCUACUCUCCCUCCGGCGCCUAUUCCGCUCUCACCGCCUCGAUUUCCGCAACCCCCUGUAAUCCCGACGGCGCCUCCACCUCUUCCGGAGCCGGCGGCGGCGCCACCCACACUGCCGCCAGGGCAUCCGUCCGCUUCGGUGGAGAUGUCGUCGGAUUCGUCGGAGUCGGAGAACGACGACGGAGCGGGAACGGCGGAGCCGGAGGCGAAGAGGCAGAGGCUGGGUUCGAGCGUGGUCCGUAGCGCAACGGUUCUGGCCCGCACGCUGCUCGCCUGCGAGGAGAAGCGGGAGCAGCGCCACCGCGAACUGGUGGAGCUGGAGGAGCGGCGGCUGCGGCUAGAGGAGGAUCGGACGGAGAUGCGGCGCCAGGGAUUUGCCGGCCUCAUCUCUGCCGUCAACAGCCUCUCCGGGGCCAUCCAUGCCCUCGUCGCCGAUUACCGCAAUGGCAACCACCGAUGAACCGGACCGGACGCCCCCCGACUCGAACCUGCGCCGACUUGGAAUCGUGAGCGGUUCGGUUGUAAAUAAAUGGCUUUAAAGUGGGUAUCAAUUUUUUAUUAUCCGUCUCGUAUCGAGUGACGUGGUACGAUACCCGCUACUCUAUUCGUACCAAUUGUGGACCACCACGGCCCGUACAUUGAAUUCCCAAGAAAAAAUAUAACUUUAUUUUCCUAAAA